This is a messenger RNA of Marchantia polymorpha subsp. ruderalis, 1983 nucleotides long. Lineage: Eukaryota; Viridiplantae; Streptophyta; Marchantiopsida; Marchantiales; Marchantiaceae. The record is from the annotation of a GenBank genome assembly.
AUCUUCUCUGUAUCGUUCCAAUUUUAUUAACAUUGCGGUGGCACUUCAUUCCAGUAUUUAGAUCGAUGUUCACACAUCUUUAGGAUCCCAGGAUCUGCUCAUCAACGAAGACAUUGAUUCACGCUGGGCGGCUUUCAACCUAUUGUGAUUUUGAGUUGCGCAAGAGAUGGGGGAGACAAAUAUGGAGGGACCUGUUGCGAUUUUGAGGAGCUGGUCUGUGCAUACUGUUGCAGCAGUAGUCUUCGUGUACGUCCUGCUGAAGGUUUUCACGAGAGUUAGACACAAGUCCGGGAGACGACCUCCUGGACCUCCAUCUUUGCCAUUGAUCGGCCAUCUCUAUCACCUUACACAGGGGUUGCCUCACCACACCCUGGCCAAGAUGGCUGAAAAAUAUGGAUCCAUAAUGUGGCUUGACGUCGGAGCUUUAAGUGUUGUGGUUGUAUCUUCCCCGGAUAUGGCCAGGGAGAUUCUGAAAACUCAAGAUCACAUAUUUGCUUCCCGCCCCUCGGGUCUAACUAUAGAAUAUCUUUUUGGGCAAGGUCAGGAUCUAUUGUUUUGUCCUUUGAAUGACCACCUUCGUCGAGUCCGGAAAGUGUUUUCCUCACAACUACUUUCGCAACAACGGAUCGAUUCAUUUAAGGAUUUGAGGCGAGAUAUGCUCUUCAAAACGAUGGCAAAAGCAUUCGAGGAGGGUCAUGCGAAUCGUUACAUAAAUUUUUCCGAUGUAAUGCACGAACUGUUUAUAACCACGACGACCGCAAUGGUGUUUCGAAGGGGUGCAGGUGCUCACAUUCAGGACUUUACUGAAAUAUUAAUGGAGAUGUCAAAUUCGGAAUGGUUCUCCAUAGGAGAUAUCUUCCCUUUGCUGAAGCCGCUAGAUCUGGAUGGACAAGUUAAAAGGCUGAAAAUGGCAGGCGAAAAAUCUUCGAAACUUAUGGAUUCCAUCAUUGACAACCGCCUGAAGGAAAAGACCAAAUCCAUGUCGUAUGAGGAAGAGGACUUCUUGGACGUGCUGCUGACUACGAGCGGUUUUACACGUGAUCAAGUCAAAUUUCUUAUUAUGGACAUCGUUCCGGCUGGAGGUGACACUACUUCUGGGACGGUUGUGUGGGGUAUGACUGAGCUUCUGCGGCAUCCCAACAUUAUGGAAAGACUUCAGAGUGAGCUCGACGAUGUGAUCGGUAAAGAAAGGAUGGUUGAAGAAGCAGACCUCCGGAAUCUCGAGUACCUGCAGGCAGUGGUGAAGGAAACACUACGGCUGCACCCACCCGCUAUGCUGGGAGUUCCUCACUCGUCGACCGAAGCAACAAAAGUAGCAGGAUACGAUAUCCCCGCCAACACAUGGGUUAUUGUGAACAUUCAUGCCAUUAGUACAGAUCCCAAGGUUUGGGAAAAUCCUUUGAAGUUUGAUCCUUCAAGAUUCUUAAACAGCCGUAUAGAUGUGAGAGGGCAGCAUUAUGAGAUUCUGCCCUUCAGUUCUGGGCGAAGGCUGUGUCCAGGCAUGAAUCUGGCGCUCGUCUCUGUGGCCUACACCCUCGCCCAGCUGGUUCAUGCUUGUUCAAUCUCACUGCCCGAAGGCCUGACUCCCCUGGACGUAGAUGUUGAAGAGACGUUCGGUCUCACGGUAGGGAAGCGGAAUCCUUUGAAUCUACUCUUAACGAGGCGACUGCCUUCGGAUGUCUACCACAAGGCAGGAUUGAAUGGUAUUGGCCAGUCAAGAAUUCCUGUUGAUACUUGAGUCUGAGACUUUCUUUUGAAGCCAGCACUUGAUGUGUGUGUAUCUUCUCCCUCCAAUGAUCCUAACCUUGUCAGCGGAUCAGGUAUCUGUAACAACCUCAGUCUAGCAAGUAUUUGCUCUCCGGAAUACUUCAUGCACAUCUUUGAGUGAUCAGAGAAGGGUUAAGUUCAUGAUAUAUAGCACCAUUGUAGAAAAUGUUAAUAAUAUGUAUCAUUAAAAAAUAUUAAAUAAGUUUGUGUUGUAAG